This is a messenger RNA of Columba livia (rock pigeon), 4030 nucleotides long. It is a transcript of the gene RAB40C, whose product is annotated as RAB40C, member RAS oncogene family. The record is from RefSeq and is a predicted model, not a curated record. Lineage: Eukaryota; Metazoa; Chordata; Aves; Columbiformes; Columbidae. Gene Ontology annotation, cellular component: plasma membrane; endosome; synaptic vesicle. The transcript has 7 exons. The coding region runs from base 306 to 1163 and encodes 285 amino acids. Gene Ontology annotation, molecular function: GTPase activity; GTP binding. Gene Ontology annotation, biological process: intracellular signal transduction; protein localization to plasma membrane.
GAGCCUAUGGGAGCGGCGCUACCCGGCGCGGGGUGGAUUCUGCCACCGCUUCUCCGUCGGCCCGGACGGGUGCUGCGCGGCGGCGCCAGGCGGUGGCUGCGCCCGUGGUGGCGGCUGCGCGGCCCGGCCCCGGGUGCCCCGGCCGUGAGGUCCCCACGCGUCCCUCGGCGGAAGAUGCGAGGCGAGGCGGAGGGCCGGCUGUGAGCAGCGGCGGGGGGACAGGCCCGGCGCUGUCCCCGGAGCGGGGCCGGAGCCCCCCCUCAGGCCGGCGGGCGGCGGAGGAUGCGGAUCGGGCCUCCUCGCCGAUGAGAGGGAGGAUGGGAACCCAGGGCAGCCCGGUGAAGAGCUACGAUUACCUCCUCAAGUUCCUGCUGGUGGGGGACAGCGACGUGGGGAAGGGAGAGAUCCUGGAGAGCCUGCAGGACGGGGCCUCGGAGUCCCCCUACGCCUACAGCAACGGAAUUGACUACAAAACCACUACUAUCUUGUUGGAUGGCAGAAGGGUCAAGCUGGAGCUCUGGGACACAUCAGGGCAAGGAAGAUUUUGCACCAUUUUUAGAUCCUACUCCAGGGGAGCCCAGGGAAUUCUCUUGGUGUACGACAUCACUAAUCGCUGGUCCUUCGAUGGGAUAGACCGAUGGAUAAAGGAAAUAGAUGAGCAUGCUCCAGGUGUCCCCCGAAUCCUGGUGGGAAACAGGCUUCACCUCGCCUUCAAGCGGCAGGUGCCAACGGAGCAGGCCCGGGCGUAUGCAGAGAAGAACUGCAUGACGUUUUUUGAGGUCAGCCCCUUGUGCAACUUCAACGUCAUAGAGUCCUUCACAGAGUUGUCCCGUAUCGUCCUCAUGCGGCACGGCAUGGAGAAGAUCUGGAGACCCAACAGAGUGUUCAGCUUACAGGACCUGUGCUGCCGAGCCAUCGUGUCCUGCACCCCAGUCCACCUCAUCGACAAGCUGCCGUUGCCCGUCACCAUCAAGAGUCACCUGAAAUCCUUCUCGAUGGCGAACGGGAUGAACGCGGUGAUGAUGCACGGCCGCUCGUAUUCCUUGGCCAGCAGUGGGGGUGGGAGCAGCAGCAAAGGUAACAGCUUGAAGAGAUCCAAAUCAAUUCGUCCUCCCCAGAGCCCCCCACAGAACUGCUCGCGCAACAACUGCAAGAUCUCUUAGCAGGAUGGACACGCCGUGAGCUUCUAACGAAUCCACACCCACCCACCGAUGUACAGCUGUUUGCACACUUAACCCUUUUGGACUGGAUCCUUUCGGAUGGGCUGCGGUUGCUUUUUUCCAGUGGCGAGCACAAGCGCUGGGAGUGUUCUCACGUUUUGGCUUCGCAUCCGAAGCGUGGUGCCGGCUGGGUCUCGCAGCGCUGGCGGGGAGAGGACUCUGCCAAGUGACCCUCCAAGAAUGCUUUGGGCUUUGCCUCUCGGCCUGGGGUGGAAAAUUCAGCAGCUGCUGGGCUGGGGAGGGGGGAAGGGGAAAAAAAGCUCAUCCAGUCUCAAUGGAGAAAUGGAUUUAAUGGAAGAUUGAGAGGCUUAAGGGAGUAGGCAAGGAGAGUCUGUGCUGCAACUUUAACUCUUGGACUCCUGAACAGAUUGCUGGUGCAAUAGUGAUUAUUGGAUGUAGGGAAAAAAAGAGAAGAAAUGGGGACGGGGCUAAUGACAGUUUAAUGACAGUUUUCACCAGGAUGUUAACCUGCUGUUGCCAAAAAAAAAAAAAAAAAAAAAAAAAAAAAAUCAAGGCAAGAGCUGGCCAGUUAGCAAGGGGAAGAAAGCAGCCUGCUUGCCUUCGUUUAUUUAUGUAAAUAUUAUACAUAUAUAUAUAUAUCUCACUUGUUUUUUAAGGGUUUUUUUAAGAAGCAGUCAGGGAAAAUUUUUUUGCAGCCAUGUAAAUACAAGCACUGGAUUAACUUUCCCAGUGCCAGCAAAAGGAGAAGAGUGGAGGAUUUUCUGAUGAAAAUAUCCAAAUGCUUUAAGAGACUUUCAAUCACCACCUGGGCUUGCGCUGGGUUUUUUUAAAGUACUACAUAUGCAGAAGGAAAGAACAAUUCAUGUGUAACAUACCCCAAGCUGCUUUAUUCCAGUUAUUCCCUAAAACUUGUGAGUGCCGAAGGGAGGGUAGGGUGUCAGUGGAUCGAGGCGCAGAGCGGAGAGGCUGGGGUCUUGGGGUUUGUUUUCAGCAGGCAGGAUGAAGAGGCAGCUCUGAGGUCAGACUGAUGCCUUGCUUGCUUUGCACCUUCUGAUCCUCAGCUGACUGGGGACUGAGGAGCAGAGGAUGGAAGCGUUGCGCCUAAAGCAGCAGAAAAACACUGAAUUUUGUCCCUUAUCACUGCAAGACCUCGGCCGUUGCCUCCAGAGCCCUCCAUCCAUGGCACAGCCCUCUGGACCCUGAUGUGACACCACCCUGUGCGACAGCACCUGAAUCUUGGCCGCUUCUUGCUUUGCUUUUCCAAAGACUUUCUGCCUGAGCUGGUGCUGCUGCGGCUCCUGCUGGAUGAAAGUGGGGAAAGGACAGAAGCAAUUUUUCCCACUGGAGCGUGAAGGAGCAGGGACUGGGAAGGUGAAAGAGGUUUGUGUAGGAAAACAGUGAUCCCCAGGUCCUGUCGUGGUGAAUGCACUUGGCUCUCAUGGCAGUGCCAGGGAGUGGGGGAAGCAAACGGCUUUGCUCUGUAGGACUGCUCCUGGUUUUUAGAGGGGCAAGAGCUUGAGAUGUGAUCGUGCUGUGGGAGGUCGUGAGUCAGGCAAGGGCACGUGCUUCCCUGGCUUCAUCCCACGGCUGAGCUGUGCUGGAAAUUCACCUGGAAACAACAGCUAACUCUUAUUGCAAAAGCUAAGCAGGGUGUGACAGUGGGACUAAGCUAUGUGUGAACAGAUUCUUGUAGGUGGCCAGGAUGUGUAGAUGGUGAGUAGUGUGGUAGAAAGUGAACUGCUUUUCCUUGUGCGGGGCUGGUCUGUCCCCAGUGAGGAGCCCAGCCGGUGCAGUGCUGCCAUCUCCCUCCCGCUGUGAGCAACACCUCUAACUCUGGGCUCGCUCUUCUCCCCGCCUCAGCAGCUUGUUGCAUUGCAUGGGCAGAAUGAAGCCGCAGUGGCUCCUGUGCGGUGGACAGACCCGCUUUGUUCAGGCAGCGUGCGGGGGCACAUCCCUCCACGGGGGACAUCUCCUUCCCCUCGCUUCUGAGACAACCUGGGAGGUGAAGGAGCUGUCCCCCUCCCUGCUCUGUAGAACAAAAUACAAUGCAGGGGUAGGUCUCUUGGCUCGUCUCUCGCGUGCUUUAUUGCCCAGCUUAAAUGAGUGAGGAGAGAAUUAAACCCCAGGCAGAUGGAGGGAGAGAGAAGAAUCCUUUGUAGUGGUGGUUUGGCUCAAGAGCAAAGCCGCAGCCGAGCUUGGCGCAGAGGCUGGGGGCUUUGGAGAACCUGUCUGGGAUGGCUGGCACCUGUUUCCCAUCACUUAACACAGAGCAGAAGACAAUCGCUGGCUCAGCAGCCCGGGGAUAUACGGCCAACAGGUGAUGGAGAUGCUCCCCGGCACCCUAAAGGCGGCUUCUCCUGGAAAACGUCAUCUGGGCACCGCGAGGCCCCUUCGCCGGGCUGCUCCCAGUGUGUGGGGCGAAGAGGGACGAAGGUUUCUUUCCUGAAAUCACAAAGCUGCUGCAUGUCUAGAAAAACUUGAUGUACCUCUGCUUGGUUUGGCUUUGCCACACGUGACACCUCCCCAUGCCUUUUUCCCUGUGCUUGAUUCUUUUAUUUUUAAUUAUUUUUUUCACCCUAAAAGCUGUCAACAGAUCCUGUCUGGAGUGAGGAUGAAAGAUUUACCUGGAGCAAUUGCUCAGCAAAAAUCCUUUUUUUAAUUUAAAAGGAAAAGAUUCUUGCAUCUGAUGUCAACACUAGUCUGUAGCUGCUCUCCAACACUUGUACCAUUCCUGAGCUGUUUUUUUGGACUGUCCUUUUAUUUUUUUAUUCCUUUGUACAGUCAAUGUUGUUCAACUGAUUAUACAUGGUUUUGUUUUGUAUAAAUUAAAGUCUUUUUUUUGUUUUGAA